Molecule: messenger RNA, 6126 nt
Organism: Aspergillus eucalypticola CBS 122712
Lineage: Eukaryota; Fungi; Ascomycota; Eurotiomycetes; Eurotiales; Aspergillaceae
Product: fatty acid synthase beta subunit
Exons: 5
Coding region: 48-6056 (2002 amino acids)
Biological process (GO): long-chain fatty acid biosynthetic process
Cellular component (GO): fatty acid synthase complex
Molecular function (GO): [acyl-carrier-protein] S-acetyltransferase activity; [acyl-carrier-protein] S-malonyltransferase activity; enoyl-[acyl-carrier-protein] reductase (NADH) activity
Source: RefSeq, a predicted model, not a curated record
CUGAAAAUUAAAUAACUGGCUGGAUCUUGCAAAAUAGCGAGGUCGGCAUGGCACUUGAGAUUUCCCCUACUGGUGUGGCAUAUUCAGCACCGGCAGAUGCCAUGUGCGCUGCUCUCUCGCCCUCGCCACCAGUGUCUGAUACGUCAUCCCCAGCUCGUUCUGUUACAGUUCACCUUUAUUUCGAUCCUAUAGACAGCAAGCUAGUUUUACCGAUUCCUAUCAAGCACUUCCCAUGCAUCCAGUCAUAUAGAACGGCGUUUAUAUCGCACUUCUCUUCGAUAUAUCACCCCAACAUUUCGCAGAAUUCAGCCUUGUUAUGUUUGGCUUUCAUUGAGUUUCUUCUUGCCCAGCAAGGUCUUUCCAGGUAUUCACUGGCAGCUGUAUUGCGAGCUUUUGAGGCCGAAUUCUUGCACGGCGAUAACGAGAUACAUUGCCUCAUCGCGGAGUUGACUACGGUCGCUAGCGAACGGCAGAAGUGGUUAAGGAUCUAUUACGAUGCUGUUGAGGCUAGUGGUGAUCUAACAUGUACAGCCUCGCGCAGCCUUUCCAGGGGCAGCGCUUUAUUAGACCAUGUGCAGGCUAGUGGGUUUCGCCUAACGGCUGUAUUUGGUGGUCAAGGUGAGGCGAGUCGGACAUGUGUGCAGGAUUUGGCAGACCUAUACGCCGCAUAUAGGCCUCUACUGCAGACUUUCAUUGAGCAGACUGCUACUUUACUUUCUGAACUUUCUAGGCUUCCAGAUUCCUGGUUCAGUCGCCGUGGACAGUCACUGGACUUAAUGACGUGGAUCAGCGACGUAUCUACUAUCCCAGAUUGUGAAUACAUAUCCCAGGGUCCAAUCAGUGUUCCUGUUAUUGGGCUGCUGAGCCUGGCACGAUAUACAGUGACAUGCCGGGUUCUGCGCAUGGACCCAGGGCAGCUACGUGCGAUGCUUUCUGCAACUACCGGGCACUCGCAAGGUUUAUUGAUAUCCGCAGUCAUAUCCGUGUCUGACACCUGGGAUACAUUCUAUACAAACUCUCAUCUUGCAGUUGAAGCUUUGUUUUGGCUUGGUUUGGAAUGUCACCAAAAUGCGCCCAAUGGCUGGUCUCGGGUCACCGCGUCCGCUCUAUAUGAAACAAGCACCGCGCCAUCAUAUAUGCUUAGUGUGCGAGGUGUUUCUAGGGACCAGCUAGGGUGUAUACUAAAUCGCUUGAAUGAAACGUUACCGCGAGAUGAGAAUGUGCAACUAGCCUUGGUUAAUGGGCAUGACCAUUUUGUGGUGGCAGGGCCAAUUGCAUCCUUGGUGCAUAUGGAUAGUCAGCUCCAGAGCAUAAAAGGAGGCCCCGACACGGAUAAUAGCCGUGUCCCCUUCAGCAGCCGCAAGCCGGCUAUUCAACAUGGAUUUUUACCAAUCAGUGCACCAUUUCAUACCGAAUACCUUGCGAAAGCUGUCAGAGCCUUGAAGUCGCGGUUCCCAAGACAAUACUUCGCGAAAGAGCAACUGAAAAUUCCCGUCUACCACACGUCCACUGGAGAGGAUUUGCGGAAGGGUUAUGAGAAUAUACUGCAUGCCAUUUUCAAUGCCAUUGCUCGGGAGAAUUGUGAUUGGCCCGCAGCUUUAUCUGGAGAAGAAUGUAUGUCACCAUCGCACAUCAUCGUUUUUGAUCGCGGUGGACUUGGACCGAUGGUUCAGAAAAUUGUGGAAGGGAAGGGCGUCCGCGUUAUUCAAGGUGGCGAUCUCGAGUCUCGUGACUCUGAUAUAGGUACCAUGCGAGAUCUAUUCUCUCCGCGCCUGCUCGACUCGUCUUUGAGGCCUCUUAGCUGGGCUCAACAGUUUCGACCGCGUCUGACCGCAGGAUCCAUACAGACGCGAAUUUCUAGCCUUUUAGGUACCCCUCCGGUGGUUGUAGCUGGUAUGACACCCACUACUGUUCACUGGGACUUGGUUUCGGCCAUAAUGAAUGCUGGAUAUCAUGCAGAACUUGCCGGGGGUGGCUACAGGGACAGCUCUGACAUGACUACCGCAAUCAACGACCUUGUUGCUCAUAUCCCCGCCGGUCGCGGUAUUACCUGCAACAUUAUAUAUGCUAAGCCCCAAGCCAUGCGGUGGCAGAUUGCAUUAAUACGUCGACUGUCUCAUAAUCGCGUGCCUAUCGAUGGUAUAACAAUUGGAGCUGGCGUUCCCUCCAUGGAGAUAGCAUCGGAGUAUAUCCGGACUCUAGGGCUGCGCCAUAUUAGCUUCAAGCCAGGAUCGUUGUCAAGCAUUCGACGAGUGAUCGACAUUGCCAGGGCACAUCCCGACUUUCCAAUCAUACUGCAAUGGACAGGUGGGCGUGGCGGAGGCCAUCACUCUUUCGAGGACUUCCACGCUCCGAUACUCAGUACUUACGCGACUAUUCGACAGCAGCAUAAUAUGUAUCUAGUAGCUGGAAGUGGGUUUGGUGAUAGUGAAAGUAUAUAUCCUUACAUAACUGGGCAAUGGUCACUACCAUUGGGUUAUCCACGCAUGCCUUUUGAUGGUGUGCUACUGGGAAGUCGUUUGAUGGUAGCUCGAGAAGCACAUACCUCAUCUUCUGUCAAGGACAUUAUCUUCAGGACACCAGGUGUUCCUGACUGCGACUGGGAGAAAACGUACUCUGGACCUGCUGGUGGAAUUAUCACGGUACAGUCAGAAAUGGGCGAGCCCAUCCACAAGAUUGCAACCAAAGGUGUGAGGUUAUGGGCAGAUAUGGAUCAAACUGUCUUCAGUCUGCCUCGGAAAGACCGCAUCGCGUACCUGGAAAAGCAUCGGACUUCGAUAAUACAGCGCUUGAAUGAUGAAUUUGCCAAGCCGUGGUUUGGCCGCAACAGUUUAGGUGACAUAGUGGACCUGGACGACAUGACUUACACUGAAGUUUUGCGUCGUAUGGUGGAGUUGAUGUAUGUCAAUCACCAGAAACGGUGGAUUGACCCAUCAUAUGUUGACUUUACUAUGGCCAUGGCCACUCGAGCAUUAGAGCGCCUAAUUCGUGUUGCUACCCUCGAGUCAGACCUCACACGGUCGGUUCUAUCCGACACUCCUAUGCAGUUCCUCGACGCCUUCACCGUUGCGUGUCCUAGUGCUUCCAACGAGAUCAUGAAUCCAGAGGAUGUUUCUUUCUUCUUGAUGAGGAGCAAAAUUCCAAACCAGAAGCCAGUCAACUUCAUACCUGCUUUGAAUGAUGACUUUGAGUUCUAUUUCAAGAAAGAUUCACUUUGGCAGGCAGAGGAUAUUGAUGCUGUUGUCGACCAGGAUGCUGAGCGAGUUUGCAUCCUACAGGGCCCGGUGGCAGCUCAAUACUCCGUUCGGCAGGACGAGUCGGCAAAAGAAAUUUUGGACAAUAUAAUGAGUGGCCUUGUUGAACCUUCGGAGAUUACGGAUGACCGUUCCCUUUCAGUGGGUGUCGUCAUUACCAAGGACGAAAACUUACCACCGUGGCUACAGGCCAUUUUCAAGGACAAUCUCAUCUUUCGAAAUCGACGUCGCCAAAAGAAUCCAUUUCAACAGUUCAUCGCACUGUACCCGGACACAAAGGUUCGAUACAAUGCUGAGCGUUCAGAGGCGUGUGUGACUGUUCAAGAUCCGUGCGGAGCUACUUCUCUCAUGAAAGUGUCAUGUCUCGAUGGCCUCGAGAUCAGAGUAGAUCUCUACCCUCCUCAAGUCUCUGAUCCACUCCAGUUGGUGUACCGGUAUGAUCCCAACGGCAUCCCGAUCUCGCUUACUGAGAUCACCUCGAAGCGAAAUGCACGUGUGAGGUCUUUUUAUAGUAGUCUUUGGAUGCAGAAGGCCGAUAUUGGCAUUCAGGAGACUUACCACGGUCGGGAAAUGAUUCUCACACGCGAACUGCUGGAUGAUUUGAUUGCCGCGGUGGGUCCGGCAUUUCCGGAUUCCCGGCUCAUCAAAACAAACUCGGAUAUCCUGCCAAUCAGCGCUGGGAUAGUCAUUGCGUGGGACGUUAUCACCAAACCUUUGUUAACUGGAGAGAUUGAUGGUGAUUUGCUAUUUCUGGUUCACCGUUCUAAUAUAAUUGAUUACUGCGCCGGUGCAGAUACAUUACGUGUUGGCGAAGGUGUCAGCUGUCGGUCGCGGGUGCAAGCUGUGUAUGUGGAGGAUGCAGGCAAGGUGGUUGUUAUUGAAGCCCAAAUUAUUCGAUCGGGAAAAGCGGUCAUGAAGAUCACAUCUACGUUUCUGUAUCGAGGUUCAUUCCGCUCGGAGUCGACAUUCAGACGGGAACAAACGCAAUGGGCACUCCAUAUCAGGUCAACCCUGGAAGAAACGGUCCUGCGGCGUCGCCCGUGGUUUCAGCUGGACGAUACUGCCACAACUCUUGUAGGCAGAGAUCUUGUCUUCAGUAUAGAGACUCAUGAAGUGGACAAGAAAAGUGGUUUCAAGAGCCUUCGUGUGACCGGAACCGCUUGCUUGGAUGAUGGUGGUGUUCCGGGUCAGGAGGUCGGAUUUGUUGACUUCGAAUGCGCUCAUUGUGUUGGAAAUCCAGUGCUGCAAUUUCUAGAGCGCAGAGGGGGUCCAGUGAGCAGGCAGACAAUGCUACACAACCCAGGGUGGACUGGUCCCUCAUCCAUCGACAUCCAAAUGCCGGUCAGUAAUCAAGCAUACGCUGAGGUAUCCACGGACUUCAAUCCGAUACAUCUGUCGACCGUUUUUGCCUCCCUGGCAGAUCUUCCGGGCACAAUAUGUCACGGAAUGAGUACCUCGGCAGUUGCAGUAGCAGCAUUGGAACACCUAGCUCUCGGGGGUGAUCGUUCGCGUCUUCGACAGUUUGCAGCGAAGUUUACUGGAAUGGUUAUGCCACUCGAAAAGCUGGUCGUCCAAAUACAGCAUAUGGGGAUGAUCGAUGGGCGCAUGCAAUUGACAGUUGAUGUUGUCCGGAAAGACAGCCAAGAAAAGGUGUUAGAAGCAGAAGCCGUUAUAGACCAGCCUGCGACUGCUUAUCUCUUCACCGGUCAAGGCAGCCAGAGCAAGGAAAUGGGCAUGGACCUGUAUCAGUCAAGUCCGGUGGCCAAAGCUUUGUGGGACGAAAUUGAUGCGCAGUUGUUUGCGUCGUAUGGAUGGUCUAUUUUGGACAUUGUUAAGAAUAAUCCAAAGUCGGUAACCGUCCACUUCGGGGGCAAGCGAGGCCGCCAAAUCCGACAGAAUUAUCUCGCCGUCACUACGGAGACGGUGCUCGCCGAUGGCUCCCAUGCUGAGACUCCUGUUCUACAGGGACUCAGUCCAUGUUCGACCUCUUACACAUUUACUGAUCCACGGGGACUAUUAUACUCUACCCAGUUCGCCCAACCGGCGAUUUUGCUAUUUGAGGCAGCGGCAGUAGCCGACCUCCGUAGCAGGGGCUACAUAUCACCAGAUGCAACGUAUGCGGGUCAUUCGUUGGGAGAAUUCGGGGCGUUGUCCGCUCUGUCCAAUUCAAUUCCCAUGGGAGCUCUGGCAGAGUUGGCGUUUUACCGGGGACUCAUGAUGCAGGCGUCUGUGGCAGGGGACAACGGGAACGCGUACGGAAUGGUGGCGGUCAAUCCUAAGCGUGUUGGACGAUUCUUUGAUGAAGCAGGUUUGAGUAGGCUGGUGCAAAGGAUUGGUCUGGCUAGUGAGGAGCUUCUCGAGGUAGUCAACUAUAAUAUUGACGGUGAGCAAUAUGUGUGUUCAGGGACGGUGACCAAUCUUUGCGUGCUUGGGCGGAUGCUGGACUACAUCUCUCAGUCCGAUGGGUUGGAGUUACAACAUGACAGUGUGAUCCAUCAGCUACUUUCUGAGGCAAGAGAACUAUCGCCGCCGAUACGGCUUCGACGAGGGCAGGCCACGAUUCCUCUAGAAGGCAUCGACGUGCCCUUCCACUCCAGUCACCUGCGCUCCACUGUGGAUCGGUUCCGGCAAUGCUUGCUCCGACCGGGGUUUCUGGAGGGAAAGGUGGAUCUGGAAGCACUGCGACGGUAUAUACCGAAUGUAAUGGCUCGACCAUUUUCAGUGGAUGAGGAGUAUAUUCGGGAAGCAUACGAGCGGACACACAGUCCCGUCCUAGGGGAGAUCUUAGGAAUGGGUGUGUAAAUAGAAACCCUAGAAUCCCAUCACUGCAUAGGCUAGCUAGUUCCACAAACACCAACGAUACUGUCUUUCC